Molecule: messenger RNA, 693 nt
Organism: Nerophis lumbriciformis (worm pipefish)
Lineage: Eukaryota; Metazoa; Chordata; Actinopteri; Syngnathiformes; Syngnathidae
Source: RefSeq, a predicted model, not a curated record
AUGAGCCGGCCAUCACGGAUUCUGCUCUAUAGCUGCCACGGGGUGGUGCGGGAGGCUUUGGCAGACCAGCUCUCUAGAGACUCUCGGUUCUCGAUUGCGAGUGCCGGACGGGUCGGCGAGAUCCUUCCUGCGUUGGGCUCUGGCCCUCCUGAUCUGCUGCUACUCGACCUCAACAAACGGCAAGAGAAUCUCGGCGAGCUGGUACGCGAGGUGCGCCAGGCACAGCCGGCGAUCAAGAUUGUCGUGCUCGGUUUGCCUGAUCUCGAGCAGCCGAUCUUGCGCUGCAUCGAAGCUGGAGCCGAUGGCUUCGUCUGCAAGGAAGAAGAAGACUGGGAGCAGUUGGUCGAAUCUCUCGCUCGAGUCUUGCGGGGCGAGGUGCUGUGCUCGACCCGCAUUGCCGCGCCGCUGUUUUCUCGGCUGGCAGAACUGUCGCAGCGCCGCCGCGAGCAUCGGCAGGCAGAAGUUUUCAAGCUCACACCCCGCGAGAUCGAGAUCCUGCACUUGAUCGCCUGCGACUCGAGCAAUCGGCAUAUUGCAGAACAGCUCAGCCUAUCGGUCUACACAGUCAAGAAUCAUGUCCAUCACAUCCUCGAAAAGCUCGGCGUCGCCGAUCGCGGUGCGGCAGUGCGGCAUGCUUACCGCCGCGGUUGGAUCCGUGAUCGACGUCGUUGGUUGGCGCGCGGGGUCGGGUGA